Molecule: messenger RNA, 489 nt
Organism: Penicillium canariense
Lineage: Eukaryota; Fungi; Ascomycota; Eurotiomycetes; Eurotiales; Aspergillaceae
Exons: 2
Coding region: 1-489 (162 amino acids)
Source: RefSeq, a predicted model, not a curated record
AUGGCUACUCCGCGCGAAUUCAGCCUGGCAUUCGAAGCCGCCCCGCCGGCAGCAGCCCGCCCCGGCCUCCCUUUCACGGUCCCCGUCAUAGUCGUAGUGCGCCCCGUUGGCACACCCUCGCGGACAGUACAACUCGUUGCCAGCGCCAGCCUGCGCGACGAAGCCGGCACUAGCCCCGCCAUUGGGCUCAGCGGCAACCUCACCGCAAUGGUGCGGAGCCGGUGCGAACCCUCGAUGAGCGGCUACGCCAAGUUCAGCGGGCUCACGAUCUCCCGACCAGGCAAGUAUCGAAUCCGGGUGAUGCUCAGCACCUCGUCCGUCAACGGUGUGAUGACCAAGGAAUGCGUCGACUCGGCAAUCAUCCAUGUGCACGCCGCUGCGCCGGCGGCCCAACGGCCAACUCCCACUACGGUGGCAAAGCUGCAGCGGCUGACGGCUGAAAAUUUGGACAUCUCGGCGAGGGACAUCGUGGCGUGGCAGAGUGCGUGA